Chelonoidis abingdonii (Abingdon island giant tortoise) is the source of this 7161-nucleotide messenger RNA. It is a transcript of the gene CSF1R, whose product is annotated as colony stimulating factor 1 receptor. Lineage: Eukaryota; Metazoa; Chordata; Testudines; Testudinidae. Gene Ontology annotation, biological process: protein phosphorylation; cytokine-mediated signaling pathway; positive regulation of kinase activity. Gene Ontology annotation, molecular function: cytokine binding; growth factor binding; ATP binding. Gene Ontology annotation, cellular component: plasma membrane; signaling receptor complex; CSF1-CSF1R complex. The record is from RefSeq and is a predicted model, not a curated record.
ACUUGUGGUCAAAAGGAGAAGUUUAUCCCGGAGAGCGACAGCAGCAGAGAACAGUUGAAGACGGCUCAGCAGCGCUUCCCAGUCCAGCCGUCUCCAUUCUACUCGGGAGGAUCCAUUGAGCUGAAGAACUUGUUCCUUCACCUGCAUCACAGCAUACCUGACCUGUGCUGAAGAGGCACCUGCAGCCCAGGGGAGAUGGAGCCUGCCAUCCUGGUGCUUCUGGUGGCAGCUGGCAUCUGGCAUGGCUCGGCAUCUCUGACACUCGACCCUAAUGUCACGGCCAUGAUUGUGAACAAGGGAGCCCCUGUGAACUUGCACUGCUCUGGGGAUUUCAGCGUGGAAUGGGUCAGCACAAGACACAAUAUGAUCGUGUACUCCACUGGCACUACCAGCACUCUCAGUAUUACCAGUGCCAGUUACAGGGACACUGGCACCUAUCAGUGCGCUUAUACCAACAGCAGUGACAUGGAGCGAGCAUCCGUCCAUCUCUUUGUGAGAGAUCCCGAGAAGGUGUGGUAUGUCCAUAGCAUCAGUGUCAGAGUAAGCGAAGGCCGUGAUGCACAGCUGCCAUGUCUGAUCACUGACCCAGAGUAUGGGUCUAACAUUACCCUGCUGAAGGAUGAUAAUUCUCCAGUCUUACCAGGGACCGAGUUUUCUUUCAGCCCUCGGGAUGGAGUAACCAUAUACAAUGUGAAGCAAGCUCAUAAAGGAUAUUACAGGUGUGGGGCCCUGAUCAAUGGAAAAGUGGAGAGGUCAUCGAAAAUCCGACUGAUUGUUCUGAAAGAAACAGUAAAUCCGCUCUCAGUCACGGUGGAGCAAAAAGACCAUGUGCGAAUACAGGGGGAAAGUUUCCAGAUCACCUGCAAUUUAAUGUCUCCUUCCUACAAGUACAACAUCAAGUGGAUCCAUCCGGCUCAGAAUGUCACCAUCACAACCAACACCACCUUUGAACAAGAGGUCUAUUACGUUUCCAUCACCCUAUACAUUCCAGCGGUGACAAUAGGAGACAGUGGGCAAUACAGUUGUGUAGCAAACAAUUCUGUGGGAUCCAGUAAUUCUUCAACUGUGCUCCAGGUUGUAGAGAGAGGUUAUGUACGUCUGUUGCCCAUACAGAACAGCAGCCACGAAGUAAAGUUGGGAGGAAAUCUGGAACUGCGGGUCUUGAUUGAGGCUUACCCUAGACUUAGCAACUGGAGUUGGACACAUGAGAAUCUUUCCCAGCACUCUGUGAGCACCCGACUCAACGACAAAAUGGUCCCUGGUAACAACAGGUACAACACCACGCUCUCCCUGAACCGGCUGAAAGAAGAUGAAAGGGGACUGUAUACAUUCUAUGCUGCGAAUGAUGCGGCCAAUGCAUCCGUGACCUUCAGCAUCACCCUGAAAUUCCUGCCUGAGAUCCAUCAUGUUGGGACGGUAUUCAAUAACUCAACGAGCCUUCACUGUACAGCCAGUGGUUAUCCUGCUCCACAUAUUGAGUGGUAUCAGUGCCCUGGGCAUGCAGACAGAUGUGACCAGGGAAGAUGUGUUUCUGCAGCUGUGUCCAGACUGAUUUGGAAUGACACCAACCCAUGGGUCAUAAGCAAAUUGCCCUUUGGAAAGGUGGAAGUAGAGAGCAUCCUUCAGAUUAAAGAGUUUGAAUACAAUGUUACCUUUUGCUGCUGGGCCAUUAACAGCGAGGGGAAUGACUCACAGAUGCAUAACACAGAAAAAAUCCGGAUGCUCCCAAAUGAGCUCUUCAACCCCAUUCUCUCCACCCCUUUAGGAAUAUUGGUCGUGUUUCUCCUGCUGCUGCUCCUCUUCCUGCUGUACAAAUAUAAUCAGAAACCAAAAUACCAGGUGCGGUGGAAGAUUAUUGAGGCCUGCGAAGGGAAUAACUACAUCUUUAUUGACCCCACCCAAUUGCCUUACAAUGAGAAAUGGGAAUUCCCCAGGAACAACCUGCAGUUUGGAAAGACUCUGGGAGCAGGAGCCUUUGGAAAAGUGGUAGAAGCCACUGCUUUCGGGCUGGGGAAGGAAGACACUGUCCUCAAAGUGGCUGUGAAGAUGCUCAAAUCAACAGCCCACACAGAUGAACAGGAGGCCCUUAUGUCUGAGCUGAAAAUCAUGAGUCACUUGGGCCACCAUGAGAACAUUGUUAACCUGCUGGGAGCCUGUACUUUUGGAGGCCCAGUUCUGGUCAUCACUGAGUACUGUCACUAUGGAGAUCUGCUGAAUUUCCUGCGGAAGAACGCAGAGUCCAUAAUCAUCCAGGACUCAAGCCUGGACUCCUCUCUGGAAAGCACAGCCGAUUACAAAAACAUCUAUCUGGAGAAGAAGUAUGUCCGAAGUGAUAGUGGGUUUGCAAGCCAGUGUUUGGAGACCUAUGUUGAAAUGAGACCUGUGCCAUCAGAUUCCAUGCCAGCAGGGAGUAAGUUACAAGGCAAGAAUGCAGAGGAAGAACAGGAUACUCGGCCCCUGGAUCUGUGUGACCUGUUGCAGUUCUCCAAUCAAGUGGCCCAGGGAAUGGCCUUCCUUGCCUCAAAGAAUUGCAUCCAUCGGGACUUGGCAGCAAGGAAUGUGCUAGUGACCCACGGACGAGUAGCCAAAAUCUGUGACUUUGGGCUGGCGAGAGAUAUCAUGAACGAUUCAAACUAUGUUGUCAAAGGCAAUGCCCGUCUGCCGGUGAAAUGGAUGGCCCCAGAGAGUAUCUUCGACUGCAUAUACACUGUGCAAAGUGAUGUCUGGUCCUAUGGCAUCCUCCUCUGGGAGAUCUUCUCACUGGGUAAAAGCCCAUACCCUGGCAUGCUGGUGAAUAGCAAGUUUUACAGCAUGGUGAAGCAGGGGUAUCAGAUGGCCAGACCAGACUUUGCUCCGAUGGAAAUGUAUCGCAUCAUGCAAGCAUGUUGGAAUCUGCAACUCACCCAACGGCCCACCUUUGACCAGAUAUGCCAUUUCAUUCAAAAACAACUGGACGCCAACAAGGAACAGGAGUAUACAAACCUCCCCAGCAGCUCGGAGGAAGACAACGGGUGUGAGCCUUCUGGCUGCUGUGAAGAGUCCUGUGACCAAGCAGAGAGCAGUCAGCCUCUUCUGAAGAGCAACAAUUACCAGUUCUGUUAACGUGUAAGGUCCAGUUUGGAUGGCUCUUCCCCCAUCAUUGCAAAGGGCUUGGUCCCUCUCUUGGCUAGAAGGCAGGUUCCUCAUGCUCAGUGUCUCCUUAUCUCUGUGCUUUCUGAAGUGUGAAAGAAUUACAGAAUUCCCCUCUUGAAAGGGCAUCAUUAGAGGAGCUAAGAGCCAAGACUCAAGUGUGAUUCCUACAGUUAUGUUGAAGCAUGGCUCAAAGUCACCAGGAAUGUUAAACAUGAUACAUGUAUAGGAGGAGAGGAUCAGAUCCCCUUAGAGUCUCUCACCAACACUGGUGACAUACAGGCCCAUUAAUGCAGUCAUCCUGACAAGCAGUUCCUAACUCCAUGCUAGUCAGUUCGUGCUUGGCUGGCUUUUGGCUCCUAAGAAGUUUCCAAAGGCCAGUUUUGCAGGCUGGCAUGCAUGCACCAUGUAUUGUUCUACACGAAUAUGUAUUGGUAUGCCCCUAUAAUGGAAUCCUUGUGUUUCAGUAUGUGAGUAUGUGUGCCUGCAGGCACAAGAGCUUCAAAGUAAGCCUCUAACUCUGACACAGGCCUGCCUGUUACAGUGAAACAACCAGCUUUUUUCUUCACCAGUCUCCCUCCCUCUCCUCUAUGCACAUUACAAGAUAUCAGUUAUAGCUGAAGAGCUUUUCUAGCAUUAAAUGUGUGGUAUACCCCACAUCCCAGCUAAGUGAAGAUGAGGAUUCUGCAUCUCAUGUCACCCAAACUGCUGCUGACACAACACUCAGCAUUACAGGUUUUGUUGAGAAGACAGUCCCUUUGAACCAUUACUGCUCCAGAUGGAAAAAAUGUCCCCAAGUGAAAUUUAAAGAGAGCAUGGCUGUACUUCACAAGAGGCCUGCGAUGUAAAUCCCCAUCAACGAAGGAAUGGCAGCUUUUUAUACUGAUCUGGAAACAGCUCAACAUUAUACACACACUAUAAUGUAUGUUUGAAUUACUGAACAAUUAAUGUAGCAACUCAGCAACUACUGCCUGUACCACAAAACCCUUAUGGGAAUGUUUUAGUGUAGAUAUUGAGAAUGUUAUACAAGAUCAUUUCUUCAUAAGCUAGGGCCCUGUGCCCUCACAGGAAGCUUUUCUAAAUCUUGAAUUUUUACUAAUUACUAAUUCUACACCGCAGCCUGGUCUUUAUUAGUGCAAGACUUCCAGUAAGGGAGUCUAACAAAUGUUAGCCUUACCCCAGACUGCAUUCCCAACAUAGAUUAGUAUGACAGGGCAUAUACACUGACCUGGCUUAGGCAACUGUUACUGUACAAUAGCAGCUAUCUAAUUUGGCCUUUAUCAGACUAUUAUCAGUUACUUUGUGGGCUAUUUUUAAUUCAAUAUAGGAUUAAACCACGUAGCGGGUGUAAAGUUUAAGACAAAUUAUUUCUUUCCACUAAAUACAAGCUAAUGCAUUUCCACUUCGCAUCAUAACGAUGAAAAUAAAAUGAACGUGAUUAGCACAGCAAUAUUGUUAAUUUUUUUUUCUCCAGAUGACCUCAUAGGAGUCUCCCCUCUCUUCCCUUCAGGCAUCAGAGAAAGGGUAAAGCCUAGCCAGUCAGACCUACUGAUUUGCUCUAAUUAUUUAGGUAGCUAACUAACCCCUUCUUUUUUCCAGUUGUUGGAAUGUUGACUUGAUUAGAAGCUGACAAACUUGCGAAUGGCAAACUUCUUUUGAUCUGAGGCGCCUCUCUCUUAUUGGGAGAAGUUAAGUAAUGGAAAGAGGAGGGGUGCAACUGCAGGAUGUUUUCAUUCAUGGGUUAAAACACUUUUGGGAAGAAAAAAUAGAUAAGAUUAUGGUAUUCACCUGUGCCACGCACUGGGUAGAGUGGAUACCUGGCUGAACAGGAUAGGUUGGCAUAUGAAGGGAGAAAGUGCCUCUUUACUUCUGCUGCCUCCUUCAGGAUCUGUUCCACACUAAUGCACAAUUGAAACAGCAAAAAGCUGAAGAUGAAAGUGAAAUGAUUUAAAAAACCCACAUCAGUACUGAGGGAGAGGCUUACCAGUGAGAUGUCACCUACUCAGUUUCCCUCCUACAAACUUUUUCAUUAUCAGCACAGUACAAGUAAUUGUAGGACUCAACUUGUAUCAGUGCUCCAAUGCUAAUUCAACCCUUGUAUAACGGAGUCAGUAGCGUCACACAAAUGAACAAAUUGGACCCGUUGUACAGUGAACGGAAACCUGGACUUUGUUCUACACUGCUUGCACCAUGAAGAUAAGCAGACACCCGUGAGAACCCAAAGCGUUAUUUAUUUUUAAAUAAAUAUUGUGUUUACCCCAGAAGAGCAGAUGAUGCAUAAAUCUCCCCCAUGAACAUCUGAAAUGCUGGGGAAGGGGGAACAUUGACCCUGACAAUUAUCUUACAAUUGACAACAGUAUUAUUUAUGUAUGUCAGGGGCUGUCUUCUUUCCAUUUAUAGGAGCUACAGCAUAAUUGUAUUUAAAAACAACUUUUUCUAAAAGCCUCACAGAUUCAACACUGGGGUUAGGAGCCCAGGUAGCUUCUGUAUCUACCCCUUUCAGAACUUAGCACUGCAGAGAAGACCAAAAAUGUUUCCCCUAAUUUUUCCUCACAGGAAGCUCAUGUAGCCGUGAGAAGCUGGCAUGUCUCUGUGCCAGCACCAUGGCUAAUGCAUCAGCUGUCAGACCACAUGACUGACUAGCUGAUUUACAAGCUUUUCUCACUGGCUCUCAGAGUCCUUAGGCUGUCAAAUGUUAAUAAAAAACUCACUUUGUCAUAGUUUCACCCAAAAAAUUGGAGAUAAUUUAUUAAAAUUUAUCACUGACUGAAAAAAGUCACUAAUGUCUUUUAUAAUAAAUUAACAUUUUUAAACAGAAAACCCCCAACCAUAAUUACUGCAUUUGCUCAGACUUAAUACAUUUACGUUUAUGGUAUGGUACUCAGUAGGUUCCCCUUCACAGAAGGGAAUUUUCAUCCACACCACAAGUCUCUUUUCCACUCUUCUGACGACACAAGGAACAGCCUUCCUGGAAGUUUUCCUGGUUUCCCACCAUUCCAGUAUCCCACCUUCUACCUUGUUUGAGCCGCACCAAACAUGUGUAUUUUGAGAUUUAUGGCCAGCAGCAGAGAAAGGGUGUCAGUGGACAAUGCAAGCAGCUAUACAAACAGGGUUUGAGCUGCUGUUUAAAUAUGCUGGAGGGAAGGGGGACUCAACCUGGCUCAUCAAAGGAAAAUCGUGAGAGCAGUGUAUAGAUAGCACGGACCCAUUUACGGUUUACAGCGCUGUGGGGAUAAUGGCAGGAUGGGUUACCACACUCUGCAAAGGGCCCAGAAAGCAGAGUGGAUGCAGCCCUCUCAACCACAGUCUCAGUAGGGAGAGGAUUAUAAAAAUCUCUCUUUGUGGGCCUCUCUGGUUACGUUGCAUUCACUGCCUCCUGUUAGUGCUGCAUGGCUGUCUUUUGCCAUUCAGCCCCAACUGUAGGACAAAUAUAAAUUUUCCUCAAAGUCCAUGAAUGGGAUGUAACAGCUAAAAGAAUAAAGUGCCCAAAAAGAAGUGCGUGGAAUUCGAGCGCCUUACUGAUUUGCCACCUUAGACAGCUCAAAACAGUCCUUAAAGAAGUUUGUUAGUCCUUGGCUAGCCAAGUCAAGGGCAACCCAUCAAGUUCAACUCUUCGGUAACGAAGAUAACCAUCAAGAGCUAAAUAAUUAUUACUGCUCCUCCUGUUAAGGAACUAACAGGCCUAGAAACUCAGACCCACCUCUCCACAGGCUAAAUACCUGCACUACUGCACUGUUACUGAAACUAGGACAACAGCAGGGAGCACCCCAGAUGACUGCUUAACUCAGUUCUGGGCACCAGCACCUCCCGUGAGGCUACCCAGACGUAACUAUUUUAAAGCUGCAGGCCACUCAACAUGAUCCUUUUGAAUGCAUAGCCAGAUGGAAGGGGUGAUUCCAAAGCAGGAAUGUCAGUGUAUGAUGUUACUCCAUUCAGAGCAAAGGUGGGUGUUCCAUACUGCUCCUCCUCACCCAACCCUGUACUGAUGAUAUUAACAAGGUCAGCAAACAAGAUCCAUGGAAGAAAAAAAAC